This is a messenger RNA of Hymenoscyphus albidus, 270 nucleotides long. The record is from the annotation of a GenBank genome assembly. NCBI's taxonomy places the organism in Eukaryota, Fungi, Ascomycota, Leotiomycetes, Helotiales, Helotiaceae.
AUGCGCUUCGCAACAGUACAACUCUUCCUCGCCACCUUUGCGACGCUAUCUAGCGUUGUAAUUGCAGUAGGUGGUGGUAUCGAGGGGGGAAACGCCUCUGGUGGCCCUGUACCAAAGACGCGACUUGCAAAUGGUGCGCCCCAUUUGAGAUUCCGUUCUGUGGGUAAGUAAAUCUUACAUAUGAUUAGAAAAAGGAUAUGAUACUUUGUGACUAAUCUAAGAUGUUUUACAGCCCCGGUGGUUUUUGUAAUUGUAAACCCAAGUAGAUAA